Messenger RNA from Bufo bufo (common toad), 4048 nucleotides. RefSeq names its product KIAA1614 ortholog. The coding region runs from base 404 to 3643 and encodes 1079 amino acids. Gene Ontology annotation, cellular component: nucleus; apical plasma membrane; cell cortex. The record is from RefSeq and is a predicted model, not a curated record. The transcript has 11 exons. Lineage: Eukaryota; Metazoa; Chordata; Amphibia; Anura; Bufonidae. Gene Ontology annotation, biological process: regulation of cellular localization; establishment or maintenance of cell polarity; centrosome cycle. Gene Ontology annotation, molecular function: protein kinase C binding.
CAGGCAGAGUGAAGGAAGGAGGGGAGGGAGCUAUGGCCAGUGAAGGAGACACAGGAUGAUAUGGAAGCAAUGGGAGCUCCAAAAUAUCACUGAAAAGCCAGGAUCAGAGCUACUGAUAGAAGUCGUGUUUUUACCCUGGCACAUCUGGCAGCUGUGUAUGUUCGAAGCUGGGAUGGAAAGCAGCAGCUGAAGCUGCCAGGAUCACCGUCUUCUGCUCCCCUCAGAGAUGUGCCAGGGAGUCAGCCAUAGCAGAGAGCUGUGUGCUUUACCAUCUCAAGACCCCUGGAGCAAAAGCCAGGUGUGCCAGCGGGCUGCAGAGGACCACAAGGGCCGCAACAACACAUGGAGACAGAGGAGGACUCCGGGGACACUGGACAACUGAUAAAAUCUGAUUGUAGAAAAGAUGGAGAUGGAGGUUAACACAGGAGAGUGUGUGUCCCCGAGGAGAUCCACAGGACGGGCAAAUAAAUCCCCCAGAAAAGUAAGACCUGCAAGUGGAAACUCUCAAGACACUGAACAAACUGACAAGUCAGGGAGGCAUGAAGAAAAAGGGAUGAAGACAUCUGUGCUACAGGGAAAGGUGAAAGCCCUGAAGGAAAAACAGAUCAAGGAGAAAGAACCAAGACACUCCGAGAGUCGUGGAACAAGUCAAGGUGACAUUUCUGAAGAUGCCCUGGUUUCUCCACAGCUUCGUACGUACCUAACUGAAGACCUGUUGGACUGUCAUAAGCAAGAUGUGUGGGGAACUGAUGAGCUUUGGGAGACUUGUAACAUAAGUGGAUCUUCCUUGAAUUACUACAGUAGCUGCCAAACAGAAAACGUGUCCAACUCUGUUCCUGUUGAUGAGAACAGUUCACAAUUCUGUCCUCACGACUGCUUGCACUCUUCAUGUGACAAUCCCUGCAGUACCCCAUGCACUACAGGGGACCCCCACUGCUCGCUGAGUCUGGCCGAGCGAGUGGAGAGAAACCGGCUGGAGCUGAGAUGCAAAUUAAACAGAACCGCAUGUCACAGCGUGGACAAUACAAAUGGUGAUCUGCCCAGCCAAGGACACGUCUCCAAAGAUGUCAGCUGGUUGUUCCCCAGCGAGACAGAUGCUGAUUCUGGGGUAUCUAUACCCAUAAUAGAUGAUGGCAGGGAGCUCAGCGUCCGUCACGAACAGGCCAAGCAGCUGCUACACAGAGCACGGAUGAAAGCAAAGGGGGCCAGUCCCUUGCGAGCCUCCCACUGUGUACUACCGCAUCCGCACUCGCAGCCAUCACUUCGCCGCGGUCCAAGUGCACCUGGUGUUGUGACAGACGGAGGAUCUCAAAGUGACAGUUCAAGUAGUGACUACUACUCUUGGCACAAAGGUUCUCGAGGGAGUUCUCCAUCCCAUGUACGUUUUCAGGAUGAAUCUGAAAGAGACGUACAAGAGAGAUAUCGAGAACGUCAACAUGUUCCACAGACUUCUCUAACCAACACUCCUCCACCAAAGAGACAGGCAAAUGGAUCUCCUUCCUGGACAGACCAAUUGUCACCAUCUGGUCAUGGACAGUGUGGGACUUGUGGCUCCAAUAUUAAAGCAUCAGGAGCCAGUCCAGCUGCUAUUCAUGGUACUAACCUACGAAAUGUUCACUUAGGCUCAAAAAUUACUCAGGAUGGCUCCCUAAGCUCAACUUUGGGGGUCAAGCCCUCUCCUCACUGGAUUCUACCUUCCCAACCAUGGCGAGUACAUACAGAGCUGAUCCGUGAAACGCACAUUGGCGGUGACUCGACCGCAGAUUCCUCUGGAGAAGAAGAGGGAAGUAGGACUCUUGGUAACAAAAAUCAAAAAUGGGGAAUCCCCAAGUUUACACCUGAGCAUGGUGCCACAUUACGCACAACACACUCAUUCUCAGAUGGUCAGACAAGAGCUGGGGGGUCAUACUCUGAGCAAGCCAUUAAGGUCAAAAAUGGUACCUCUGUUUUUGCUCUGGAAAGCAGAUUUAAAGAUAAGGCAGCCAUUUUAGAACCCAAUUCUAUACUCAAAAUGUCAGAAUUGAAUCCACAGGUGAGUGCCCUGACUGGUGGGUCUCAUGUUGAUUCUGUAAGAACUGGUUUAACGCAGAUGCCACAAGACAUUGAAACUAAACUCACAAGAAAAUCCAAGUGUGUAACGCUUGACACUGAGAAGGGAAUCAAUACAUUACAUACAGAGAUAGAAACUAGGAACAUUGUAUUAAAUUUAGAUUCUAGACAAGGAACAACUGAACAGACAAAGACUAGAGACCAUGCUGCUCCUAUCGUUCCUUGCAUGCCAUACAUGGUCUCUCAAUCAGAUUCUGGCAAAAUGCAAAGAAGUCUUUCUAACCGUGUGCCUAUUCCUCCACCAGGAAAAGCACCCACUGUAGUGCUAUCUAGAAAUGGUAGACUUGCAGUCCGUACAGAGAGUGUCCACCAACAGCUAUUACAAGGAGGAAAUAAGGUACCAGUAUUCCAGGACAAAAAGGGAAUUCAAUCAGACCUAGUGCCAAACUCUAAAGUGACCAAUCCUGAUGUUCCUGGAGAUAUAGACAAUCAUCAUUUGUCUACAGCUAGCAUGAAAGUAAUAGAACCUAAGUUCGGAGAGGCAUUGCCAAGUUCCAAGAAACCAUCAGAGGAGAGAAAGAGCAAGGAGGCCAAGGAGAAUAAGUCUUCUGGAAAGAAACAUGUGAAAAGGGAACCAAGAGAACAUGAGAGCUCUCAUGCUGGUAAUAGACAUGUCCACUGUGAGAGAUAUAACUCAACAAAAGAACUUCACGAACCUGGGCUUAGUCCUAAAGUCAGUAGUCACUCAAGGGAAGAGAAUGAAGGGAUUUUUUUGAGGAAAGAAAAGUGCACUGAGAAAUCUAAAACAAAUGGACAACAAGCUGCAAACAAUGAGCGAACAGGUUCUGGUCCAGUAAUUGCAACCAAAGACAGGUGCAUGGAGUUGGCACAUGAUAGCAAAGUUCAGUCUGAGGUUAAGAAAGGAGACAUCCGCAGUGGAAUGAGAAAAAUUUUCUCCAGCAUUGGCCUAACUUCAAGACCCAAGUUGGAGCGGUUUCAGUCUUCUAGCUUGGAACAGAUAACUCCUCCAGAGCUUCAUAAGGGACACGCAUCCGCAAAUGGAGAGAAUGAGUCAUCUGAAAAGCUGGGUACGAUAAAGAAGAGUCCAUCAUUGCAAUCUCUGAAGCUGAUGUCACCAUUUAACCUACCAAGAAGAGCAUCCUCUGUCCAGAACUUGUUGGGGAAGUCAGACCGCUCUGCUGCCUACAUUACAGGAGAAGCCAACACCGCUCCAAGGCGUGCACUCAGCGUAGAAGACAUUGGAUCUCCUGGCAUGGCUCGUGCUUUAGGGAAGGUGGCGGAGGUUUACCCAGAUGGUACUCGCCUUUUGGAAUUGCAUUGUCUUGAAAAGGGAGGUUUCGGGUUCAGUAUUUCUUCUGGUAAUGGGAGGCCAGACUCAGGUAUAUAUGUGCAGGACAUGAGCGACGUCAACACUGCCAAGCUUUAUUCCGGCCUCCUGAGAGUCGGAGAUGAGAUCUUAGAGGUGAACGGGGCUAAAGUGUCUACACUGGGACUGGGACAACUGAAGGACAUCCUGCUCCGCGAAUCUGUGUUGUCGUUACGUGUUUUACAUCAGAGAAGGACCAAGUGCUGACAGGACACAUGGCGGAGUCACAUGGUACUUACAGGUGAUGGAAGACACUAAGGCGUCCUCCUCUGAGGUCACCGCUUCCGUCUCGAGCUCGUGUUAGAUUUUUGGGAACGUCUUUGUUUACCAAACUACAUUUUGCACAGUGUGACGUCACGUCCUGUUUAAGCAGCAACACUGGUGUGACAGCCCGAAGGAGGCCAUACCUGUACCGCCGCCGCACAUCCAACUUCUAUACCGCACAGUAUUACGCUGAUGGACCACAAGAGGCUGACAAUCUCCGUUUUCCUGACAUGGAUCCCCUCCCCCACCUUUUGCACAGGUUACGUUCCGUGUUUAUUUUUUGUGUAUUUAUGAACCUUUUGCUCCUCACUGCCUAUUCCGAUUUUAAUAUAUUAAACUUUUCCGUUU